GGAACCCGUUUCUUUCCAAAUAAUUGAAUAUUCGUCGUUGACCAUUGGUUUCUCGAUUAUCUCGGCAUGUAAAUCGCGUUGAGUCAUCGUGCACUGUGUAUUCUGUUGUACUUUAUAUCUUUGCAUCUCAUUUAAUUAACUUGCUUUUCACGGAAUGCAUGUGAAAGUGAUUUUGUUAAACUUUUAUAUUAUUUUUGAUUUGAUUUUAUGACCAUUCACAAUUAUAUCUUUAUGUUGUCUAAAAGAAACAUGGACUGCCCAUCCAGUAUUGCAGCAGUGCAUAAAUCGUGCUUAUACUACAUGUAGCCUCUUGUGUCGGUUGCAUUGCUUUUGAUGCAUAAAAAGUAUAUUACAUUUUCAAAGGAAAUUAUUCCUAGUUUCUAAUUGGAGAGAAAUGGAUGUAAUAAGAGACGAAGACAGGCGCAGGCGCCUGAGGGUGCUGGAGGAACGUAUAAAAGAUCCAAAGAGCAUCACAAAUAUCGACUGCUUGUUGGAUACGGUUCAAGCCCUGGUGGCAGAUUGUGAUCAUCCCAGCGUAAAACGUAUGAAAAAUAUAGAAGCAUAUACGAAUAGAUAUGACUCGGUAGCUCAAGAUAUUUGUAAAAUGCGAAUGCAUACAGACGACUUUACUUUGAUAAAAGUGAUUGGUCGUGGAUCAUUCGGCGAAGUACAGUUAGUAAGACAUAAAUCUACGCAAAAAGUAUACGCUAUGAAAUUACUCAGUAAAUUUGAAAUGAUCAAACGAUCAGAUUCGGCUUUUUUCUGGGAAGAACGUGAUAUAAUGGCACAUGCGAAUUCUCAGUGGAUAGUUCAGCUUCAUUUUGCAUUUCAAGAUCAAAAAUAUCUUUACAUGGUAAUGGAUUAUAUGCCUGGCGGUGAUUUAGUGAAUUUAAUGUCAAAUUACGAUGUGCCAGAGAAAUGGGCGAAAUUUUAUUGCGCAGAAGUGGUGCUUGCGUUGGACGCGAUACAUCGCAUGGGUUUUGUUCAUAGAGAUGUAAAGCCAGACAACAUGUUGCUGGACAAGUAUGGUCAUUUGAAACUUGCAGAUUUUGGCACUUGUAUGAGGAUGGAUGUCGACGGUCUUGUACGAUCCGAUACUGCGGUAGGUACACCUGAUUACAUAUCACCCGAGGUACUUCAGUCUCAAGGUGGUGAAGGUGUAUACGGAAGAGAAUGUGAUUGGUGGUCGGUUGGUGUGUUUUUGUACGAGAUGCUCGUCGGCGAUACUCCGUUUUAUGCAGACUCACUGGUUGGGACGUACUCAAAGAUUAUGGAUCACAGAAAUUCAUUACAUUUCCCGCAAGAGGUUGACAUUUCUCAUUCUGCCAAGAAUUUGAUAUGCGGUUUUCUCACGGAUAGAACGAAACGUUUGGGUAGAAACGGCGUGGAGGAAAUAAAAAGCCACCCUUUUUUUAAAAACGAUCAAUGGACAUUUGAAAAUUUACGAGAAUGUGUGCCUCCCGUCGUGCCAGAACUCUCCGGCGAUGACGACACGAGCAAUUUUGAAGACGUCGACAAAGAGGACGGACCAGAGGAGAGUUUUCCAGUACCCAAAGCAUUCUCUGGCAACCAUUUACCAUUUAUUGGUUUUACAUACUCUGAAGAUUAUCAGUUGAUGGGUUGUAACGGCAAGGAGUCUGUAGAUGGACUGGAAAAUCAUAUCAAUAAUGGUACAAACGACGAUAUUAAAAUCUCUCAAUUAGAAAACUUGUUGGAUAAAGAAAAGAGACAAGUGGAAUCUUUGGAAUCGAGGCAGAAAGCUUUAACGACGCAAUUGGAAGCCAUGACGCGUCGGGAAACCGAGUUGCGCGAAGAAAUUGGUAGAGCGGACAAAGAGCUGACCUUACUGAGACACAAUUACAAAGAAGCGCAACGCAGGAUGGAGCAUGAAACUGAAUUGCGUAGGAAAGCAGAGUCGCUAAUCGUGGAAUUGAAAAAAAAGUACGACGAGGAGCAAACAAAAAGAGCACGCGAUGCGAGUAAUUCGCAACAAACUUCCGAACGUGUGACGAGUUUAGAGAAACAGAUUAAAGAAAUGCAGUCAAAGUUGGAAAGAGAAACGGAGACAGUAACGAGGUUACGGAAACAAACUACCGAGAUCACUGUGGCUCGCCAAGCUGCUGAACAAAUGGCAAACGAGUUGCAAAUGGAAAGAGCGAAAUUGCAAGCGCAACGAGAUAACUUGCAGCAGGAAGUGGCUACGUUGCAAGGGCAAUUGUCGAAAGAGCGUAGUUCUCGAUCGCAAGCGUCAUCGUUAACUGCCGAAUUGGAGAGCCGACUCUCUGCUCUUCACGUGGAACUCGAACACAGUCGCGAGAAAGAGGAGAAAGCGCUCGUGGAUAAUAGACAAUUGACUGAAAAAAUCUCAACAUUGGAGAAAGAAGCCGCGGGCUUAACUCUCGAGUUAAAAGCUGCACAAGCAAGGUACAAUCAAGAAGUGGUAGCUCAUCAAGAAACGGAACGUUCACGCAUACUGUCCAAAGAAGAAGCUAAUUUAGAAGUUGUUAAAGCUUUACAAGCAAAAUUAAACGAAGAAAAAAGCGGAAGGCAACGCGCUGAACUGCUCGCGCAAGAAAAAGAAAGGCAAACGUCUAUGCUCUCUGUGGAUUAUCGGCAGAUUCAACAGCGAUUACAGAAACUGGAGGGUGAACACAGACAAGAAGUUGAAAAGGUAAAAGUGCUGCAAGGUCAGGUUGAACAAGAACAGCAGAAAAGAAACGUUCUGCAGACUGACUUGGCACAGCAGUCUUCUGAAGCGGGUCGAUUACGUGCUAGGGAACAGCAAUUAGCCGGUGAAGUUGCUCAGCUGAGAGAAGCGAAACGUCAAAUAGAGGAAGAAUUACAUCACUUGAAAACUCAAAGAAACGUGGAUCAAUUGCAAACGAAAGAAUUGCAAGAACAAUUGGAGGCUGAAGCUUAUUUUUCGACACUUUAUAAAACGCAGACGCAAGAACUUCGGGAAGAACUCGACGAAAAAAUACGAUUGCAGCAAGAAUUGGAAGAAGAACGUAGCUCUUUGGUGCAUCAGUUGCAAUUGUCUCUAGCAAGAGGAGACAGCGAAGCUUUGGCAAGAUCGAUAGCCGAAGAAACUGUGGCAGAUCUCGAAAAGGAACGAACAAUGAAGGAACUGGAGUACAAAGACGGAGUAGCCAAGCAUCAUCAAGAACUGAACGCAAAGGAACAAAUUAUAAAUCGGCUUAAAGACAGUGAAAGCGAACUUAAGAAGAACGUUGAUCAGUAUCUGAAAGAGAAAGAAGACUUGAGUAAACGAUUCAAGGAACUGCAAGAUCAACUUUCUAAGGCUCAGUCUAAUAGCGAAGAGAUAGAGAAGCUCGGCAGUAAAUUAAAAACUGAGCAACUGUUGAAACAACAAGCGGUUAACAAGUUGGCAGAGAUUAUGAACAGGAAAGAUCUAUCUUCAAGCGGUAAAUCCAAGAACAAAGCUUCUGCAGCAGAUUUAAGAAAGAAGGAGAAAGAUUGCAGGCGUUUGCAACAGGAGCUUACUCAAGAGAGAGAAAAGUACGGACAAUUGGCAGCUAAGUGGCAAAAAGAUUUGCAAGAUAUACAAGCACAAUUGGUGGAGGAAAAUCAAGCGAAAUUGAGGUUACAAAUGGAACUCGAUUCGAAGGAUUCUGAAAUAGAAACUUUACAAAUGAAAAUCGCCUCGCUCAAUUCGGAAACCGCUAGCGUUUCGUCCGUAGAAAAUGACGGAGAAGAUUCCGUGUUGUCGGAACACGGAACUAUGCGACUGGAAGGUUGGUUAAACGUGCCAAACAAACAGAACAUUAAAAGGCACGGAUGGAAAAAACAAUACGUCGUCGUUUCCUCGAAGAAGAUCAUAUUUUACAAUAGCGAAAAUGAUAAAUUAAAUGCCGAUCCAGUCUUGAUAUUGGAUUUGAACAAAGUCUUCCACGUUAGAUCUGUUACUCAGGGUGAUGUCAUCCGAGCUGAUGCCAAAGAUAUUCCGAGAAUUUUCCAGUUAUUAUAUGCUGGCGAAGGCGAAGCAAGACGUCCUGGUGACGAAGGAAACACACUGCCCGGAGUGGAACUGCCACAACUCACAGACAAACCAGGCACGCAAUCGUUGAAAGGUCACGAAUUUGUGUCUAUAUCGUAUCACAUGCCAACCACUUGCGAGGUAUGCUCAAAACAAUUGUGGCACAUGUUUCGACCGCCACCUGCUCUGGAGUGCCGAAGGUGUCGUAUAAAAGUUCACAAAGAGCAUUUGGACAAAAAGGAAGAUGCCAUAGCACCGUGUAAAUUGCACUACGAUCCAAACAGUGCUCGUGAACUAUUGAUUCUGGCUGGUAGUCCCGACGAACAAAAAUACUGGGUUGCAAGACUGUCUAGACGUGUGCAAAAAUGUGGCUAUAAAGCGAACUCGCACGUCGAUGGCACGGGGCAACGUGUCUCGCCAAGAGAGUCCACGAGAUCUACCUUGAAGCCAUAUUUAUCGGUGCAACAACGAUCCGCGACCCUGCCAGCAAAUGCCAGCAUGGGCAAGUGACCUUAGCUAGUGCCGAUAACAAUCGAUUGGAACUCGUUGCUCCGACGUCCUUCUUAAUCGAUCAAUUUCAAUUUAAACGUAAAUAAAAAUCAAUCAGUUGCUCAGGCGAAUGAUCCACAUGGGAAUGUCACACGUGCAAAGACAAUUUUUUUAACGUUCCACGUUCACUUGGAAGAUGAUGAAGAGUUCACGUGUCUUCAAACUAUCCGAUCCGAAUAUACGCAAAAACACGUACAUGUUCGUUGAAGGAAUCAAACGUGCCUUUAAUCGUAUUCUGACGACGAUGGAACUCGAAUGAAAACCGAAAGAAAAUUCAAGGAACGAGGUUCACCAGGAAACGAGUUGUACGACUUUGGAGGGUCUUUAGGAGAGGAAUAAGCAAAAGUGUGUAACUGUUAUUAACACGAGAUGUGAGAUGACGAUAAUAAUAGUGUUUAUGUAAUUUGUCAGACUGCAGCGUUACGAUCGAUAUUACGUUCGACGAUUUCCGAGGUUUCCAAUUUCUCCCUUUUUUUUUUUCGUACGCGCGAGUCGAUCAACUCACACGAUUUCUCUCGUAGACGUUUACGUUGACCGCAAGACGAUAAUUCCCGUGUACAUAAAGACGAUAGGUCGUAGGAACUGUUCUUUUCAGUUGUUCGAAAAAUGAGUGAACGUUGGGAUGCCUUCGCGAAAGGAAAUUAUUGUUUGUACGAUAUACAUACAUAAAUAAUUUUCUCCGCCCCUUAUGGUGAUUAUUUAAACAUAUACUUUGAGAAUUUGAUAACAUUGUGUAUUUACUACGCCAGAUUGAUAGUAUUAUUAUUUUUAUACGCCUCGAGAUUAAAGUAUAUCGAUAUUUAAUGAUUAUUUCGUUAAGAAAAGGAAAAAAGGAAAAGAAAAAAAAAGAAAAAAAAGAAAUGGACUCGUGCGUUAGAAGAACGCGUGCUAUCCAGCUGGUUGAAGCGGCUGCCGAAGUUUCUUUUCUUUUCUUUUUUUUUUUCCAAGCACGAGAAACGCAAAUCACUUGUUUCAAGCGAAUUCUUAGAAAAUGCGUCGACGUAAACAUUUCGGAUAACGAAAGUUGAAAGUACCUUGUCUAGGAAUUAUCAACGAGAAGAGAUAGUUCAAAACUAAACGAUAAAAAUGUUUCAAAUUUUUUUAAUUAUCGUCGACAACGAUCGACAUUUUAGAAUCUUUGAAUUUUGCUUUAUUUCCUUUUGAAAUUACUUUUAUAUUUGUUUUAAAAAUCUUCUCAAUUGAUAUCUCCAGGAGGCUUUCAAGAUUCGAUCGGCGCCCUGUAUAUUUUGUAAAUUUUCUGUUUCUGUUGCCAUGUAUUCCUUAGAAUAGUGAAUGCAAAUUGCGAUCAACCAAUAAAGAUGGAUAAAGAUUGAAACUGUAAGACAUACAAGAGAGAGAGAAUUGAACUCUAGAACGAGCACAAUGGUAAAAUAUUAGGGAAUAGCGCCACGAACGAGCUUUAUUGUACGAUAGAAAUAUGAUAUUUACAAGUUGUAACAUAAGAAUUUUUUAAUACGAUGUACGAUAGAUUCGCUAUAGAUUGCCGAAAGGACGGAUAAAAUGCAACAGCGAAGAAAGCGCAGAAUUGUGCAUGUACUCGAGAGAGGCUUAAGCAACAAUGUUAUAAAAGACGAUGAUGCUGCGUGAGGGGACAUUUGUAUGAGAAAACAGCAACGGGCAUCAAGAUGAAGAGAAAAAGGAAAAAAAAUGUGUUAUGAGAGCUAAUGAAAAUUAUUAUUAUUAUCA
Molecule: messenger RNA, 6253 nt
Organism: Frieseomelitta varia
Lineage: Eukaryota; Metazoa; Arthropoda; Insecta; Hymenoptera; Apidae
Product: rho-associated protein kinase 2
Exons: 13
Coding region: 395-4507 (1370 amino acids)
Biological process (GO): peptidyl-threonine phosphorylation; cortical actin cytoskeleton organization; embryonic morphogenesis
Cellular component (GO): cytoskeleton; cytoplasm
Molecular function (GO): Rho-dependent protein serine/threonine kinase activity; ATP binding; small GTPase binding
Source: RefSeq, a predicted model, not a curated record